Messenger RNA from Paraphaeosphaeria sporulosa, 2008 nucleotides. RefSeq lists its product as uncharacterized. NCBI's taxonomy places the organism in Eukaryota, Fungi, Ascomycota, Dothideomycetes, Pleosporales, Didymosphaeriaceae. The record is from RefSeq and is a predicted model, not a curated record. The transcript has a single exon. Bases 70 to 1572 code for a protein of 500 amino acids.
GCUCUAGGUGAUAUGCCGACAUAGCUGACAAUUUCGCAGGAAAAGUUGAAACGCAACAACGAAGUAGCCAUGGCUAAGGGGCAUGUCUACAAGAAAGCUAUGCAGGAUGCUAAGGACGACGCUGCUCAUGUCAAGCCUCAGGUUGCCAUCCUCAAGGGCAAGAACGAAGGGCUUGAGAGGACACUGGCCCGCAUGGAGUCCGAUCUCCGAUUCUACCAGAAAGAAGCUGAGAAUUACAAGAACGAGUGCUACAACUUGGACGUUAGAGCAAACACCAUCGAAACCCAGUUGAGCGAGGAAAUCAAUACCCUGAAGGACAAGCUAAGCCUAGUUGAGGGAGAGCGCGACGCGCUCAAGACCAGCUUGAAAGAGGAGGAGGUGUUGCGCAUCGCCGCUGAAGGUCAGAUUCCGCUCCCGUCAGCCACCACAGAGGAGUACGACGACUUUGGCUCUUCAGUUCGAUCGCCGCGGAAACAACAGACUUUUGCACAAGACGAGGAGGACAAGGAGAAUGUAGCGCCGAGCAGGGCAGCCGUAGAGCUCAUGCUCGUACAGCAAGACCUUGCCACGGAGAAGCGCCUCCGUGAGCGCGCACAAGAGCAAAUUGACUUCAUGAAGAUGGAGUGUCAAUUCCGUUGCUGCUCAUGCCGCAUUGCCGAUUCGAAAGGAUCGGACUAUAUCCACGACAACAGCUAUGCCGCUGCGAUUGAGGCAAUCAAAGCCUCAGUCCCUGCCCUGACCCCUCCACCAAGUGACCAUGGCGAUGAGCACAUGGAAGACGUCAUCAAACCUGACGUGAUGGUAGCCAAACGACCUAUCACUCCACCGGCAGACGAGAUACAGGGCGAUGAACAUAGCGCGGAAUCCGUGGACCAGACUCUCGACACAGUCAUCGUCAAGCGCCCUGACAACACAACACCGGAGCCACCUGUGGCAUUCUCACCCACCACAGGCACCUUCCGCUCUGUUCCGUCACCUGCUAAGGCUGCAAGCUCAACAAAAGUCGUCUCAUCAGAGAAGCCCCGACUCGAGCCGACUACAGUCGCUGGAUUGGCUUCACCCUGGGUUCCCAAUGCUCGUCAACCUCAGUCUCGCGCUAGUAUCCAGACUGAGCAGAUGAAGUCAAAGUCGACUGGUAUUGUCAUCCACGAGGAUGCAGUAAUGGACAGCGAUGAGGACGAUGAGGAAGUUAUCGAAGACAACGAGUCUGAGGACCACUCGCAGGAAGCUUCAGAUGCUCCGGUAACUCCGUACCUCACCCGUACCAUCACGACGACAACACGCGUCCCAUUGCACUUUUCUCCUAUGACACCGGCUGUCAAGUCAGGGGCUGAGCCUUUGACACCCUCAACGAUUGCCCACGCUCCUAUGAACGCUCGUACCCCUGUGCUCGGCGAGCUUAAUCUGAACAAGCUCCCCAUUGACAGGGAAGCUGCCCUGCAGGCGAUCAGAGAACGCCGUGGGCGUGCUAGAAGCAUGGCCAUGGGCCAAGAGACGCCGCGAAAGCAGAUGAUGGAAGGCGUGAAGGAGCGUAGAGAUAUCAGUGCGCCGGUCUCGAGAGCGCGACGAUGACGGGAUCCGACGCGGGAGACGUCUUCGGUAACUGUUGCUUUGCUAGUGUAAGAUUGUAUGGACGCGAGCUCUUAUUUCGCAAGGCUUGGAAAGCGGCAUUGAAGGAGUUUGGAGAUGCGGUCACUUCUUCCUCACGGUUGUUUUCCCAUCGGCGUUUGGUUCUUUCACGCUACAAUGGUUCCUGUCUGGUUCGGCUAUAUACCACUGGUUGCGCUGGAGGAGUACAUUGUUACAUCGAAGUGUGGUUGAGUUUAUGUGACCACAAGCAUUUUGAAUAAUGGGAGAAGUGAAGUUAGAGAACGCGCGCCAACGAGUGACGUUUCCCACCCUAAGGGCGAUAUAUCAUACAAACGCGAAUUGUGCCUCUUUGCUGGCGACCAGGCUCAUGCUAUCAUCGUAAAUGGUUCAAACGCAUUACUGCUCUCGUGAGGGAAAU